Peromyscus maniculatus bairdii (prairie deer mouse) is the source of this 3168-nucleotide messenger RNA. The record is from RefSeq and is a predicted model, not a curated record. Lineage: Eukaryota; Metazoa; Chordata; Mammalia; Rodentia; Cricetidae.
GAAGGAGCAAAGUGCAUUGUGGUUCCUGCAGCUGAACUAUGCUGAGCAAAUCCACUGGACGCCAGAAAAGCUAGUACAUGGAUAGCAGCGUUCAGAUCUAACUUCAAACCCUCACCAUCUCUGUUCUGAUAAGACCUGGAACAAUACUACAACACAAAUUGAUACCCUGAAUAUGGACCAGAAGAACCAAAGAUGAAUUGAAGAGGACUAGUUGUCUUAUCCUUACAAGGAGAAACACCCAUUAAGGGGGAGUCAAAAUACUUAUCAGUAACCGUGAAGUCUUUGAUGAAAUUGAAACUGAUUUUUGGACAAGAGCUGAGGACCAAACCCAGGGCCUUGUACAUGCUAGGCAACCGCCCUACCACUGAGCUAAAUCCCCAACUCCAGUACUGAAGGAUUUUAAACAAGUCAUAUAGAAACCUACCUCUGCAUGCAUUUCCUAAACAUGUUCCAGCUCCUGGAUUUGUGAUGCAGACUCCAGUGUGACGGUUGUCUUCAAGGUCUGUCCACUGAACGUGAACACAGGGAAUGAGAAGGCUGUGACACAGCAAACAUUAUAAAAGGAAGCCUGCCUAAGUGACAGCUGCCACCACAUCCUGACACAUACCUACCAGUGUACUCAUGGCAAAAUGUCUUGGGAGUAAGCAACUGCUUCCUGAUUGGAUUCAAUAGUUUCUCCACAAGAUGAAACCUGUAUCUGGGCAAGAACCUAAGGCUAGACAGAUCAUAGACCCUAGGCAUCUCUCACCCUUCAUCAUGGAAGCUUGUGGUUGCAGUAGAUGAUCAUCAGUCCAGAGACCCACAACUGGCCAAGAUUCAGAGAAUAAAACACUGAGGAAUAUCCAGCCCUAAAUGGAAGAUGUUAAUUCUACCUCCAAAGGCACAGGGAUGGCUGUGGAAGAAGGAGUGAAAGGACUGGAAGAGCCAGAGUUGGUGGACGAUGACAGGGAAAUGGUGUUGUCUGGACACAGCAGCACAGCUCCUUGUAUGAACUCACCAUGGCUGUGACAGCAUGUGUAAGACCUGUUGAGCCCAAGCUGGACUGAAUACUAACAUAAACAGGGGAGUUGAGAAUGACAAGGAUUAAUGAACAUGAAUUUACCAUCAUGAGAAAAUAAGGUUGUAGUCAGAGGGGAGAAAAUGAGUUUUGUCUUGAAUGAGAUUAAAACUGACAUCUGCACAGGAGUCUGCACAAUGUUUUGUGUGAUCAGUUCAGGGUGCAUUUGUGGAGUCAGGGAUCAGAAAAAUUAUCUUUCAAGGGUUUGUGUUCCUGUUUAUAUGAACUGCUUCGCCAUGUUCCCCCCUGUUUCCAAUGCCCACAUUCCACUGCUUCAUUGUUUUAGGACAUCCCAGGCUGUGCCGCCAAGGAAUUAAGACACAAUGGAAUGAAAAACAACCAAUAGUUUCAUUUUCUCUUUCUUCUUCUUGGAAAUGCAGCAGAUUCCCAAAAAAUAACAAGAUCCGAGAGCUUUGACGAUUGGCCAAAACACACUGAGAGGGAAGGGGCGGAAGGCAGCAGAGUGUAUAAGUCCUGCAGAAUUGCCUUAGCCUGCUGCUUUCCAUGGAAGAAGCAGAGGUGAGUGUCAAGUGAAGAGACUGGAGUGCAGUGGAGAGUGGUUCCUGUAGCUGAACUACAGUGAGCAAAUCCACUGGACACAGGAUAAUCUGGGCCCCUUUUCAACAGAGCCAUGGGUCAGUUAUUCUCUGAUACAUCCAAGGAUGAAGACAGUGGAGAUUUGGAGACCAGCUUCAUUGCAUAUUUUAAGAAAAUAAAGACGGAAAACAAAAUCAUUCCUCAGGAAACCAUCCGUUUAAUAGAAUUACAUCUGAAAAAAGGAAACAUUCAGGGGGCACACUCUGUAAUCAGUGAUGCAUUAAAAAAUGUCGAUAAAGUCCCAAUCAACAUUGCUGUGACAGGAGAGUCUGGAGCAGGGAAGUCCAGCUUCAUCAAUGCCCUGAGGGGGGUUGGACAUGAAGAGGAAGAUGCAGCUGAAGUUGGAGUAACAGAGACAACUAAGGAGAGAACUCCAUACAAACACCCCAAAAUUAAAAAUAUGACUUUAUGGGACCUGCCUGGCAUUGGAACCACAAAAUUCCCACCAAAAGAUUAUCUGGAGAAAGUGGAAUUCCAAGAGUAUGACCUCUUCAUUAUUGUUUCUGCCACACGUUUUACAAAACAUGAACUAGAACUUGCCAAAGCAAUCAGAUUCAUGAAAAAGAAUUACUACUUAGUGAGAACCAAGGUGGACAUAGAUUUAGACAAUGAAAAGAAAUCCAAACCACGGACCUUUGACAGAGAAAAGAUCCUGCAGAAGAUCAAAAGCUACUAUGUAAAUACCUUUAAUCAGAAUAACAUGGAAGCACCAGAGAUUUUCUUGAUUUCUAGCAGCCAUUUAUCUGACUAUGAUUUUCCAGUUCUGAUGGACACCCUGAUAAAGGAUCUUCCUGUUCAAAAGCGCCACAAUUUUAUGCUUUCCUUGCCUAAUAUCACGGAGGCAGCCAUUGACAGAAAGCAAAAGUCUAUGCAGCAGAAUAUCUGGUUGGAAGCCUUCAAGGGUGGAAUUUUGGCUACUGUUCCUGUAGUGGGCAUCAUCAGGGAUGAUGUGGAGAAAUUGAAGGAGAAGCUAAACCACUAUCGAGACCUCUUUGGAGUGGAUGAUGAAUCCCUGGAAUUCAUGGCUAAGGCUUCCCAAGUGCCUGUUGAACGACUGAAAGAAAUCAUUAAAUCUCCUUAUUUGUUGGACACUAAGAAUGAAGAAACAUUAGGAGAAAUGUUUUUGAAAUGUUUGGAGAAAUUUGCCUCAGCUAAUGGUGGGCUCCUUGCUACAGGUCUUUACUUUAGGAAAACCUUUUACAUGCACCUUCUUUUCCUUGACACAGUGACUGAUGAUGCCAAAGUUCUCCUUAGAGAGACAUUAAAAAACAAAGAACUAGUUCAAACUCACCUCACCCACAGCUACUGACCAUGACAACAUGAAAUGGUUAAUGCCAGGGAGUCAUUAGAUAAAUUCCUGCUCCUGACAUAUUUUCUUUACACUAGUCAAUUGUUAUAGAAUAUUAUUUUAAGGUAUGUUUUGUUUAUGUUGCAUUUGUUGAACUCUGUGGAGCUGUGUAAAAUACCUGAUGGUCUAAUAAAGAACUGGCCGAUAGCAAGGCAGGAGAAAGGAU